CCUUUUCUUUAUUUUGAGAGGAGAUUUAUCAGCUGCCGGAUAGACAGAGAAAAGUAUUAAAAAAUAAUGGCGAACAUUUCGAAGAUUGGCAUGUUUAUUAACUUUUUGUACAUUUAGGUCCAAAUUCAGAAGCGUUGUAAGCGCGUUCCGAAUAUGUAUUAGUCUCAUUUCUUCAAAAAGAGCACCGCAUUAAUUUGCGCAUCUAGCGGAUAGUAUACCGUUAUAAGAAUCGAUUAUGAAUACCGCCCUGUACCGCCCUAAGUCGCGGUGAAAUCGCGAUACUCGGCACGAGAGGGCAUGUCGGGAAGCGCGAGGUUAUGGUACGAACAAGUAGCAAUUUCGAGAAAUUAAUCAAAACUCGAAGUAACGGUUAAAGAGAAAGGAGUAGUCGCGCCAGAGGAAGGAGGAAUGACAAUCGCAUUGUUCGUGUCAAUCCGUGGCAAUUGCCUCUUAAGUCGUAUGCGUACCGCUGGACUUUCGUAAAAAAACAACACGUGACAUUGAAGUGGUGUCGACGUGAUAAAUUACUCGGCGAUUAAUUAAUCUACGAGAUCCUCUGGUGGACACUCCGUGACGAAAAGGAUGCCAAGCAAGUAGAAUUCCAACUUUGUUUCAAUGAUCCCUGAUGACGUUCGUCGAAACGCGAUAAAACGACUGGAAUAUACGAUGCACUUGGAUAGAUUGUGACGUCACUUGAUAAACGCGGCAAAUUCGUGCCCCCCGGGUCACAGUUCACGAAAAUUCAGAUAUGUGCUGAGCAACGCGCAUCUCAAUAUCGUACAAGUGGAAGUUCGCUUUGAUCAAAAUGAGUCAGCAAUUACAGACGCAUCUAAUUGCCGCGGCGAUCGGUGCAACGAUCGGUGUUAUAAGCGCAGCUAGUAUCUUCAUUUAUCAGAAAGUUUUAGAGAAACAACAGCAUGCAAUGAAAACUGCUCAUCUCGACGAGGUCGAUCGUCGCCUCGCAGAGAUUCAAGCAGAAUUGGAAAGACUAAGAGCCCAACAAAGUCAGCAAAGAAAAAAGAAACUUAAUCGCAGACGUGAAAAUGACACUACAUAUUCUACAAAGAACGACGACACUGAUGUAGACGCUUUUUCGACAGCUACAGAUAUCGGGGACGAUGAAUUUUUUGAUUGUUCCGAUAGCGAAAAUGGCAUAAGCGACAUUGAAAACAGGGCAACUGAAGCCACCCGCCUUGGAUUAGACCUUUCCAUCUUCGAUGUGCACUAUCAUCAGGAGGGACAUGAAGAGAAUGAUCAUUUUGAAUUACAUAAUCUUGCGGGCACUUAUCCAGAUAAUGUAGAUAUAGUAUGGAGAUAUGCCAGAAUAUGUUAUAAAUAUUCAAAUUGCAUCGCUGAUCCAAAUGUAAGAAAAGAUAUUAUCCUUGCAGGAAUUAAUGCUUCCGAAAAGCUUCUUAUUAUACCCAACGCAGAUCUACACAAAUGGUGCGCCAUACUCAUAGGUGUAUAUAGUGACUUUUUACCAAUUGCAGAGAAAAUACAGAACGGUUAUCGUUUUAAGGAGCAUGUAAUAAACGCCUUGGAAAUUGAUCCAAAUGAUGCUGAUUUACAUCAUCUGCUCGGCAGAUUCAGAUAUGAAGUAGCUAAUUUAGGUUGGAUAGAGAGGAAGGUUGCCGCAACAUUAUUCUCAGAACCUCCAAGUGCCUCGUACGAAGAUGCAAUCGAAAGCUUCCAAAGCGCAGAAAAAUUUUCAACCGAAGCGAAUCUAGAGAAUCAAUUGUUCCUUAGCAAAUGUUAUAUAGCACUGAGCAAGUAUGAGCUGGCUUGCGAUUGGCUAGAAAAGAUUUGUGAUUCAUCAGUUAUAAAUAAAAACGAUGAAAAGAUACAGAACGACGCACGUCAGCUUUUCAAUAAAUAUUCUGGAUAUCGUCUGUAACAGUGAAGGAAACGGGAAAAUGUAAUAGAUUCACGAUUCACUAAAAUAUGAGCAAAAAUAUAAUAGAUCCGGAUAUAUUCAUUCCAUAAAGAUUUUAAUUCUGUGACGUAAAUAUAAUUUGUAAUUUCACGGGGAGAGCAAAUAUAAGCAUAAGCCAUUUUAAUGAUACAUAUAAAAAUAUAUAACAAUUUUAUCAUGAAUAAACUUUUAUAUAAAAUUAAGUAUGUGUAAAAAUAACUACUAUUGUUUUGUAAUAAAAAAUAUAAAGUAUUACAAAAUUGGGAGAAAUUGGUUUGUGACUAUGUAUGCAACGGUAAUAUAUUACAAAAUUACAUUUUAAACUGUAAUUUUAUUGUAUAAAUGUCGGUACGGGGCCUAUUGUGCUUUAUUAUAUUCUUUUAUUAUACAAAA
Molecule: messenger RNA, 2305 nt
Organism: Ooceraea biroi (clonal raider ant)
Lineage: Eukaryota; Metazoa; Arthropoda; Insecta; Hymenoptera; Formicidae
Product: regulator of microtubule dynamics protein 1
Cellular component (GO): spindle microtubule; cytoplasm; mitotic spindle pole
Molecular function (GO): microtubule binding
Source: RefSeq, a predicted model, not a curated record